CUCUGGCCAUGAUAGCGCCUGUUUACUACGCGUGUAAAUUGUUCGGCAUUUUACCGGUCAGUUACGCCAACUGUGGAAAAAUUCCUUACAGAAACACAAUGCACUUCAUUGGGAGGAGACACGAGAACGUCCGCGACGGAUGUUUUCACGUGAGCAACAGCGGCCUGGCACUGUGGGCCACCCAACUGGCACUGCAGACGUGGGCGUUCAUCCGGAUGUGCUUCUACCUGGGCAACACGCUCAUGCAGCGCAAGUCGCUCAACUGCUCCCGGGACAACUACUGUAGCGUUUUCGGCAUGUUGCUGUCGCACACGGUCAUCAGCCCGAUCGUCGUGUCCCUGGUGCUGAUCCGGUUGCCCCGGUCCGUCGACGUGCUGAACAUGACCGCCCGGCUGCUGCUCCGGUCCAGGUAUCCACGUCGCCGGCUGUCGCCCAACGCGUACGUGGUCGUCUUGUUCUCGGCCGCCAUCGUCUUCAAGUUGGUCACCACCGUCAUGAGCAUACCGCAACAGUACCCGGACCUCUAUUACCCGUACUUCACCGCGUACAUGGUGCCCAUCGUGUUCAUAAACCUGGUCAGCAUCCUGUGCGUGGUCGCCCAACAGUCGUACGAGGACAUCAACAGAGAGUUAGAAGAGCUAUGCGAAGUGAGUUCAAAAACCGAACGAGCGGUGCGGUUAAACGCGCUAAUGAACGACCACUGGUUUGUGGAGGACUACAUGGAGACAAUGUCGGACACCUUUGGACCUGAAUUGAUAUUCACAAUAAUGGAUAUUUACGUGCAGCUUUUGUUGUUCAUGUACGUAAUGAUAUGGGAUACGGUUGUCCGUCGCGUGUUCAAAGACAACGCGUAUCCGUAUAUUAGUGGCAUCAUCGAGUCGAGCAUUAUAAUAGGAAAAUUCGUUUACCUGUGCUACAGGUGUGACUCUUCCGUAAAAGAGAGCAAAAAGAUAAUUUUUCACCUGAAACACUUGUCCUCGAACGUGUCGAAUGAUUUGAAUUCUCAAACCAUUCUAAGGUUAUUUACGCUUCGCGUUAACAGUCGUGCAGUGCAAGUUACAGCUUCCGGAUUUUUCGACAUAAAUCUAUCACUUUUGUUUGCGACUGCUGGCGUUGUGUUGAUUUACUUUUUGGUGUUGGUGCAAUUUCAAAUGGAGGGCUACAAACAUAUUUUAGGAUCAAACUCUAGUGAUGCGGUUGUAGCGGUGGUCUGUCAUUCAUGGCCUUGUCUUGAGAGGGAUGUCCAAGAUUAAUAAUCAUUGUAUUAAUUUUAAAUCACAACCAUAUCCAUAUGGCCCGUUUUCGCCAAAAAACAGGUUCCCUGAUUUACGCAUAGCCUUUUUCCGCCAAUAAGGACAAAGGUAUGAUUCCCGUUUCCGCCAACUAGACGUUUCCGUCAAUUAUUAUUUGGGAACCA
This is a messenger RNA of Metopolophium dirhodum (rose-grain aphid), 1417 nucleotides long. RefSeq lists its product as uncharacterized. Gene Ontology annotation, biological process: sensory perception of taste. Gene Ontology annotation, cellular component: axon; neuronal cell body; membrane. The record is from RefSeq and is a predicted model, not a curated record. Lineage: Eukaryota; Metazoa; Arthropoda; Insecta; Hemiptera; Aphididae. The transcript is spliced from 6 exons. Bases 9 to 1253 code for a protein of 414 amino acids.